UUUCAGCUGCCAACUCAUUUUUGUGAACGCAACACUACAAACAGCCGAACAGCAAUAUCAUUUCCCUUAAACAGUUUGGACACGUUUUAUUCAUUUUACGAGGAGCUUGUAAGUAUUUGAUGCUGAUCGUUGAAGGAAGAAAAACACUACAGGUAUGUGGAAGACUUUGGUGGAUAUUUGCCUAACGGGUAUUAUAGCAACACUCUUAAUACUCAACAUAAAUACGAUGACAGUUCUUGGUGCUCCAGUAGAAGAUCGAGAGGAGAGGGGAGAGCAGGAGAAUGAGAAGGUUGAAUUCCAGAAGACAGAAGAAGUAGGGUCACCGACGCCGUGCUGGGAAACAGAAAAUUUUACAUACAUUGGAUCCUGUGAUCCAUGCCACCUUUUAGCAUCGAAAGUAUUUACAGAUUCCUGUUCAGAGACAGGAUUUCAACAAUUAGUUCAAUGUACAGAGUCAAAUCAACAAGUUUAUAAAAGUUGUCCCAGAUCAAGGGAAUUGAUAGAAAAAUCAUUCUGGGUAUUUGAAGGAGUGAUGUUUUUCGUUGGAUUAUUUGCCUUUCUGGUUGUAUACGUGAGACGAAGAAAGCUCAAUCGCGAAGCAGCAGAACGAGUCAGAAAACAGAUAUCAAACUCAGCUUAAAUAGAGACUACUAAUGACAGUUAUAUUUUGAUGAUGGACCAGGCCAAUGAAAGGCAUGCAAUAUUCAUCUGUGAGGUUUCAUAUGGUGUUAAAGAUGAAACUGAUGGUAUACUACAUGUAUGAGGUCAAUUGGAAGACACUACCCCUUAAAUGAAUUCACCAUCAAAUGGUCCGGAUUGGAUGUGGAUCAGAAUAAUGGAGUUUGGCAAUAAAAAUUGCGUUAAAGGGAAGUUCACCGUCAAAAAUUUUAUUGUGAAAAUAGCAGAUAAAAAUGAUAAAAAAUAUUGGUAAAGUUUUGAGGAAAUUUCAGUAAACAUUUUACAAAGUUCUAGAAGUUUAUUUCUUUGAUUUGUGUCCAUCAUGUGCAAGCAGCAUCCCCAUACAUCAUGUAUUUAAAAAAAGUCAAUGAAAUAUCGUUUAAAAAAAUUUUUUUUUUAUUGUACCUUCAAUAUAUCAAC
This is a messenger RNA of Lytechinus variegatus (green sea urchin), 1098 nucleotides long. It is a transcript of the gene jtb, whose product is annotated as protein JTB-like. The transcript has 5 exons. Gene Ontology annotation, biological process: mitotic cytokinesis. The record is from RefSeq and is a predicted model, not a curated record. Lineage: Eukaryota; Metazoa; Echinodermata; Echinoidea; Temnopleuroida; Toxopneustidae. The coding region runs from base 155 to 640 and encodes 161 amino acids. Gene Ontology annotation, cellular component: membrane; centrosome; spindle.